Messenger RNA from Solea senegalensis (Senegalese sole), 4326 nucleotides. Its product is annotated as ataxin-1. Gene Ontology annotation, cellular component: nucleus. The coding region runs from base 1184 to 3232 and encodes 682 amino acids. Gene Ontology annotation, biological process: negative regulation of transcription by RNA polymerase II; nervous system development. The transcript is spliced from 3 exons. Lineage: Eukaryota; Metazoa; Chordata; Actinopteri; Pleuronectiformes; Soleidae. The record is from RefSeq and is a predicted model, not a curated record. Gene Ontology annotation, molecular function: RNA binding; protein binding.
CAAAAUGUCACACAGGUAAUUUAUUUACAGACGGUUGAUAAAAAUGUUCCUUGAAUACAAUAAAAUAAAUGAAGUUAUUGUCCCGUAUUAACAAAAAUAGCUUUUCAGCUCCGUGUCAGAGAUACACCUGAAAAAGUAUCUCAUGUGACAACCAAACCUUCCUAGUGGUUCAGGCCACCAUUUUCCUUAUUGCAAUUAGUGACCUGAAGCCUUUUAAUUAAAAAAAAAAAAAAGAAGAAAAGAAGUUUCAAUCAAGUCAAUUUUAUUAAUAUAGCCUGACAUCACAUAUACAGCAAGUGAUGCCCUCUUACUAGAAAUACUGUCAAAAUAAUCAUACCUCCACCAUGGAGGAUAUGUGGUCAGUUGUGGUUGUCUGUUUAUUUUGUCUGUGUGUGUGCGUGUGUGUGUGUGUUUAUCAAACUCAUUUCAGUUGAAACUCGGUGGAAGGGUGGAGUAUGAGCUAAUCAAAAAAAAACCUGUAAACCUGAUCCAAAUGAGGGUGGAUACAGCAUAAAUAUUUCAAGACAGGGUGUGGGCCCUUCAGAGAGCAUCAUUACAAAAGCAAUAAAAACACUGAUAAGAGGAGAUUGUGAGACUGAAAUUUUGAAAUGAAAAACAUUCAAAUUGAUUCUAGUACGGUCACAUGUACAGUAUGUGCUGUCGGAGCACUUUCCAGUCUGUUACAUGUAAAGGUUCUAUAUGUAGGAAAUGUAUUAUACUAUACACAGACAAAACGAGUGUCAUAUGUUUAAAAUACUGUUAACGAUGGUGCAGCCAGUAUAUUCAUGAAAUAAAAUUCCAUUUGGGGGCCCACAAAACGCAACUUGCAGCGAACCUGAUGCCGAACCUAAAAAGCCUCACUACCCCUCUCAAAACAUCUCAACAGAUAGCCUGCAGUUGGAGAUGCGUUCAAAUACAGACGGCUCAGCGCAGAAGAAGCUGAUGAGGGACCAGAUGCAUCAGACAUGCUGGUGUGGUUACUUGGAUACUCCUGGACAAGGUAGCAACAGGGAGCUUCAGCCAAGGUGAGUGGUGCUUCACUUCAAAAGAAUCCACCGUGCUCUGACAGUGAUGCUGUGUCGCAGCCUUCCGCUCUGUCUGCGCCCCUCGUUCUCACGUGAGGCCCAUGUGACCUAGCCUACGCCGACACACAGGGGGCCCCUGCUGUCGCUGGAGCCCACCCAUGAAUCCCAGCCCCGAUCGCAGCAAAGAGUGCCUCCCUCCCAAGAAGAGGGAGUCUCGCCAAGGAUCGGUGGAACACCAAAUUACUUUGGACGAAUUCAAACCUCCUGUGCCGGUCCGAAGUCGGCCCAGCACAGGCAGAGGGGAAGGAAGCAGGGAAGCCAGUGAAAGGGACCGAGCUUUGACAAACCCAAACCCACACCUCCUCCACACCCCUCCAUCUCUUCCUGCCCCUGCACCAUGCCUCCCUCUGUCCUUACCGUGGCACCUGAGCUACUCUCCCUCAAUCUCGCUUCCCCUUUUCCCUGGACAGGUCCGUGAGAGGAGGGGCUCAGGUUCUCCUGCUUGGAAAGAUGAUCCUCUCUCCUCUCCACUGCCUCACUCCUCUAGGUGGCUUAGAGGUGAGGGUUCCCUCUCCUUGCCACCUUCAUCCUCUUCCUCGCCUGCUUCCUCGUUUAAGACUCCCUUUCCAGCCGAUUCUAGAGAGAUGUGGUCCUACGUCAACAGUGGCCGUCGGGACUACAGUUCUUCUCUCUUUUCCCCGUCAUACUUGUUUAGCCACCCUUCUCUCUACCCCCAUGACCCGAACUUAGUUGAAGCCAGACACAGGUACUUGGGCAAGAGGCCCAAUGGCCUGGAUGGGCCAGGCAGCAGGACUGUCUCAAACUCCAGGCCUCUGCUCACAGGAGAAUAUGAAAGCAGCAGAACCAGGAUGGACUUUAGUCCACACAGCUCCCAUACCAAUGGUGGACGCAGACAUCACGAGGAUCCAACAUCCAGUGUCCUAUCUGGAGAGACAUUUUUGUCAGACUCGCACACUCAGGAGGACCCUGACCCACAUUCCUCACUGCAGGACAGACAUCCACAUGGUUUAGUUAAGACAAGUUCGAAUUUACUCUGCACCAGUCCCCAUCCCCUUGGACCAGACUCCAGGGCAGGUAGAGGGGGACUGAUGGACCCCCUAGGGGCCACACCAGCUGAGGCCCAGAUCUACUACUCUUUGGGCUCAGCGCACCACCCCACUCCUCAAACCUACCCCCACUAUAGCCCCUCAGGAACACCUAUGUACAACCUGCACAGGGAGCCAGGCCCCAGGCAGCACAAUCUAAGGAACUCACCUCACUCACCCCUGGGUCCUCCUAACAGCCAUGACAGGUUACAAAGGGACAGGGAAAGAGACCAAGAAAGAGACAGAGAAAAAGUCCUACACAGGGAGAGAGGUAAAGACAAAGAGAAGCACGUACAACAUGACAAAGACCAAGAAAGGGACAGAGAGCGCGAGAGACGACGGGACAGAGAAAGGGACAGAGGGAGAGAGUCAUCUCCUUGCCAUCUUCAGCCCUCGCCCCCAGACCCUCACCCAUCCCCCAAUGCGCUCCUACCUCACUUCACCAAGGGUUCUCUGAUCGAGCUGGCCAGUGGGCGGCUGAAGCGAGUGGAGGAGCUGCGGACCGAGGACUUCCUGAGGAGUGCGGACACAUCCUCGGAGUUCCACCUCAGCACCUGCACCGUGCUGCUAAUUUCGCCCAGCAGUACACGGGGUUUCAGCCACCUGCAGGUCCACCUCACAGACCGCAACACUCAGGAGUUACUGAAGGUCUUGGCGGAGUAUCCGUUCUUUGUGCAGGACCGAGGCUGGUCUUCUUGCUGUCCUCAGAGAACCACGCAGCUGUAUGGCCUGCCAUGCCGCCAGCUCAUGGAGGGGGACGUCUGCCUGGCUCUCACCCCCGCACCCGCUCAAAGCCAUCGGACACAUGUGCGCACGAGCUCCCGGGCCCACCGCACGCAGUUUUCCUCCAGGGUCAUGGGAGAGUCCAGCGGCUCACACAGGGAGGAGAUGCCACCGCCACCCCCUCCUCCCCCUCUUCUUCACCACCCUCCCCCCACCGCGCCGGCACCUCCACGCACUCUGGCCGCUCAAGAGCAGCCGCAGCCGCAGCCACGUCCGCGCAAGCGCCGCUGGUCUGCCCCCGACACACUUCCCGCAACCGGAACUGAUGGAAGUCUCCUGGAUUUACCUCAUGGCUCCAAGCUAAUGAAGUGGCAGUAGGAACUUGCACGUGCACACUGACACACACACACACACACACACCCUCCUUGUCUCUGUUGCACCCAUGAAGACAAACAAUGGAGAGACCUCAAGGUAGGGUUGCAGGGAAGGAAUAAAAAAAUGAAAUCUAAAUAUAUAUAUAUAUAUAGAAAAUGCAGUUUACGGGUGUUCACACUGAAGGAUCCGUGGAAGGAUCUGUGGGAGGCUCCUUACAGACGCACUGAAGACUUUUUAGUGAGACAAUCAAGCACUUGUCCGUGUUCACUCUGUUUUUGUAACGAUAGUUCCACACACUUAAUUGCUGACAGUGUUUUCUGCAGGGUAUCAUCUUUCAGUCAGAGUCAUGGAAGUAAACGCUAUUGGAAGAAGUGCAGAUAUAUAUAUAUAUGAACAAUAUUUGACUAUAAAUAUAUAUAUAUAUAUACAGAUGUUAUAUAUACAGUAAAUAUGCUAAACAGAUUUAAUGCAAUCUCUCCUCCCCCAACGCAUUUUUCUUUCCUCUCUCUUUUAUUUUCCUCGCUUCUGAGCCGACGUCGAUGCGUGUCUAUCGGCUCCGGGUAAUAAAAAAAACAAAAAAGGCAAAGUGAAUGUAUGAGCAACUCUUUCGCCUUCUUUCAUCCUCGUCACUGGGAGUCAUUUCAAAUCGGUCGUUCAUCAAGGCAUUACCCUCCAAUAUGUUCUUAACAUUGUUUCUGAGAAAGGGAGAACACUAAUGAAAAUUGCGUAACAGACAAUCCCACCCACACAGACGGGUCUGUGCCACGUCGUCCUGACACACAUGGUGUUUUUCCAUUAAAAACCGAAUAAUGGAAAGAGCAAAAAAAAAAACAAGUGCAGUCUGGCUGAGGAGUAUUGGUGCUAAUAACACGUUGGAACAUGAUGCUUUGUGAAUACUCUCGACCCCUGUGUACUGUACGCUUCUGUUCCCAUCUCGUUUUUUUGUUUUGUUUUUUUUAUGUACUGUAUAAUGUUUCGAGGGCAGGGAAAAACAAUGAAAGUAUUUUAAACUCAGAUACGGGUAUCUCCUUUGAUUCAGCACACUCUUUCACUUUAGUUUUGAGUUUGUUUUUUUAUUUUCCAAAAAAAAAAAAAAA